AUGACCACAGCUGCGCGUAACCCUGCGCGUGGGCGUCGCUUAGACGACGCUCUCUCCCAACUAGUCGACGGGCUCACCCCCGCGCUCCCGGUCUCCGCCAUCCAAAACGAAGAUUACUCCGACGAAGAGGAAGCCCUUGCCGCAGCCGAGAACCGAAGACACAAUAUCCUGCUGGAACGUGCCUGGCGCGUCCUCGACACCCAUACUGGCACCAAUGCCCCCGAUUCCGGGUCACCUGCAGGACCGGGAGGACGUCGCGGGAGCUUCGCGGGUGCGGAGAGCAUCAACAACGCGCCGGAUCUCAUCAAGCGCAAGCUGCGCCGUGAAAAUGAAAGUCCGGAUAAGGCGGUGCGCUUUUCAAACCUGUACUCCCGUCUCUUGACGCAGCCUGUACUAUCGCAGAAAUGGGGAAUUCUGUUCUUACUUUACAAAUUGUCGGCUUCGAAUGAGUCUGCGGAGGGCCGAGCGCGGAGCCGCAGCCCUUUGAUGGAUGAUGUACAUUUGCAGAAUAUGUUGGGAAAGGAUGGACGACCUCGGCGGGCUGCUGUGAUCGACUCGGAGGAUGAGGGCCCUGCCGUUAGCUCCUCAGCUUCGCAGGUAUACCAGCGAGUCCCUCCUGUAAAGAUGGAGCGUCAAGCUUCGGUACGGCGUGAUGCUGAGCGCGGUGACGCAGAGGCUGCCAGUCGUGCUGCUACCGAAAGACCAGUAACGGCGAAUCGUGUUGACAGCGCGAACGACCGUAAUAGUGACGAGCAAGCUCGUGCUCCAUCACCUCGUCCUUCAAGCGCAGGCCAGGCUAAACCCACUGGAUCUGUUGAACAUCAAUUGUUACGUGAUUUGCCGUUCAACCUACAAGGGUUAUCUUCCUCAAACCUACAUUUCAGUUCCGCGUCAAGCUUGAAACUACCAUCAAAUCUACCAGCGCCGAUGACUUCACUUCUGAACGCACUGGCAGAGCCUUGUUUACUUUACAAGGGUCUUUCUGCGUUCGUGGAGAGCGAAGAGGGCGGUCUGGUGAACCAGAGUUUGCGGGCUGCCAUUGCAAUUGAGCUUCGGGCAUACCUCAGUUUAGUGGCCACGUUAGAGGCGGAGAUCCGACAGGCGUUAGCCUCAAUUGGAGAUGGAACCGAACCACAGGGCAUGCGGAAAGGAGGCGUCACCCUGAAACGGUGCGUGGUGUGGACGAGAGAUGCUACAAUGGCUCUUCGACUGAUGAGCCUGAUCGUGGAAGAGGCUCAUAGUAAAAGAGGUGGCCAACUAAUCUCCUUGAUACAUGGUUUCUCGACAUCCCACGGAGAUCCAUUCGUGUGUGCUUUUGCUGAGAAGCUUCUUGCGCAUGUGACCCGUCCGUUCUACGACAUGCUACGGCUGUGGAUUUACGACGGUGAGCUUUCAGAUCCAUACAAGGAAUUCUUUGUCGCAGAUCCAGAGUUCCGGCCGAAGUCAGAUCCCCGGCGAAUCGCAACAAGUGUCUGGGAAGAUAAAUAUAGGCUUGACGACGGCAUGGUGCCAUCGAUAAUCACCCAGGAAUUCGCCAAGAAGAUUUUCUUGAUUGGAAAAUCACUCAACUUUAUCCGCUACGGCUGUAGCGAUUCUGCAUGGGUGGAGGCAUAUUCAAAGAAAGCAUCUAAGGAGCUACGGUAUGGCGACACCGCGACUCUGGAAACUUCCAUCGAUGAAGCAUAUAAAACGACCAUGGCUCGAUUGAUUACUCUGAUGAAUGGAAAGUUUAAUCUCUUUGAUCAUCUGAAAGCGCUGAAGAGCUACUUAUUGCUAGGCCAAGGAGACUUUAUUGCCCUGCUCAUGGAGUCGCUGGCGUCGAACCUGGACCGACCCGCUAAUUCACAAUAUCGACACACCCUGACCGCACAAUUGGAACAUGCAAUCCGUGCCUCCAACGCCCAAUACGAUACCCCAGAAGUGCUGCGCCGACUUGAUGCCCGAAUGCUCGAGUUGAGCCACGGUGAAAUCGGGUGGGACUGCUUCACGCUCGAGUACAAGAUAGACGCCCCUGUGGAUGUGGUCAUCACACCCUGGGCAUCAACCCAAUACCUGAAAGUCUUCAACUUCCUGUGGCGUAUCAAGCGAGUGGAAUUUGCACUGAACAGCACAUGGCGUCGAUGCAUGACUGGCGCACGAGGCGUGCUUGGCAACGUGGAAGAUAAGUUUGGAGCAGACUGGAAACGUGCGCGAUGUGUGAUUGCAGAAAUGAUCCACUUCGUCAACCAACUCCAGUACUAUAUUCUGUUUGAGGUUAUCGAAUCCAGCUGGGAUCAGCUACUAGAAGCUAUCCGAAAGCCUGGCUGUACAUUGGACGACUUGAUUGAAGCACACACCAAAUACCUCAACUCCAUUACCCACAAGGGUUUACUCGGAUCCAUGUCCUCACGCCACGGCGCUUCAACAUCAGGCUCUGCCAAACCGCCCGAAGAAAGCUUCCUCAGUCAGCUUCACCAGAUUCUUAAGUCCAUGCUUCAAUACAAGGAUUACGUCAAUGGCCUGUACUCAGUCUCUGUGACGGAAUUCACCCGCCGCCAGGAGAUCAACGCCAAGAUUGAGACGCGAGCCUCUCAAGGUCAGUGGGGGACCUCGGAUCGUGGUCUCCUGUCACGACAGUCCAACAGCCGCGGUGGAACCUCUAUGGCAUCGACACCAGACCUGCGGCCCGACAGCGCCGGAGUAGACGGAGUCAACACCCCAUUGUCUCUUGGAGGCCAAAACCUCGCUGGCGACGACGACAUCCUUAACCGACUACGUGGGUCUUUGGAUGCCGUCUCCACAGAGUUCCAGACACGGCUUACCCGCCUUCUGCUUGAUCUCGCAUACCAACCAGACGUGGACAUGCGCUUCCUGGCUAUCAUGAUGAACUUCAAUAAUGUCUACGACACCAAGCGCCGAAAGACAGCUGGCCCAAGUACAAAAGACAAGGAAAGGGAAAGGGAGAGAGAACGUGAAAAGGCCAAACGUAGGGCUGCAGCUACAGCAGCUGCCACAGGCUCUGGGACUGAUACCGGUGCACCAGCAGAAGUCCGCAGAGAGAGGAGGGAUACCGGGGUGAACGAUCAAGGUGGAAGCGGGGCAUAG
Penicillium salamii is the source of this 3084-nucleotide messenger RNA. NCBI's taxonomy places the organism in Eukaryota, Fungi, Ascomycota, Eurotiomycetes, Eurotiales, Aspergillaceae. The record is from the annotation of a GenBank genome assembly.